Molecule: messenger RNA, 1310 nt
Organism: Hypoxylon trugodes
Lineage: Eukaryota; Fungi; Ascomycota; Sordariomycetes; Xylariales; Hypoxylaceae
Product: cytochrome c and c1 heme-lyase
Exons: 2
Coding region: 222-1184 (320 amino acids)
Biological process (GO): cytochrome c-heme linkage
Cellular component (GO): mitochondrion
Molecular function (GO): holocytochrome-c synthase activity
Source: RefSeq, a predicted model, not a curated record
GUCUUCUCUUGUUAACAGUAACGGUUGGCGAUUGCUGGUCCACUAAUUCCGCGGGCGAUGACGUCUCCAUAAAAAAAAAGUUCCAAUGGAUCGCGCAACCCAAGAAUUUUUAGCUUAACCUCAUCAGAAACGAAUGGAAUACCCUCAAUUCACCUUAUUGACUUGAUAUUUUACCACUUGCGUGGGUACUGAAUGAGACGACGAUUAACGAAGCCACGAAAAUGUCAGACGCCAAAGAACAGGCGCAAGCCGCAUGUCCCGUCGACCACAAAAGCAGAGAGGCAUGGUUAUCACAAGCAAGAGCCGCGAAUGGCGAAAUAUCACCACAAUCGCAAUCAUUACCGCCGUCGCAUCCUCCAAUACCAAGCGCCGCAACAAAAGAUUCCGCCGAAAGCUGUCCUGUAGACCAUAAAGCGCGCGAAGCGUGGUUACAACAAGCCUCCCGCUCAGCACCCGUACCCUCCCCACCAACCUCACAACAACCUCCAGCUUCAACCUCGACUUCAUCAUGGACAUCCUACAUCCCACGAAUACCCUUCUUCGCCUCUCCACCACCAACCACGACACAAUCCCAAAAUCCCCGACCGCCCCUCUCCUCCCUCGGCACAGACCGAGAAAUCUCCACAAUCCCACGAACCUCCAAACCCGCCGACGAGACCCUCCCAACCGCCACCCCACACAUCCCCGCGAACACCGAACAAGAAACCGGCGCAGACGAAGUAUCCGGGAACUGGAUAUACCCCUCUGAAAAGAUGUUCUUCGAAGCGAUGAAGCGCAAAGGCCACGAUCCGCGCGCAGUGGACAUGCGCACCGUCGUGCCGAUCCAUAAUGCCGUGAAUGAGCGCGCUUGGGCGGAGAUUAAGGCUUGGGAGGAGCCUUGGGUUAGGGGGUCUAUUUGCGACGGCCCACGCCUCCAUUCCUUCUCCGGUCUAAGCACACAUAUGUCGCCUCGAGCCCGCUUCAAUACUUUGCUAGGCUACCAGGCACCUUUCGACCGACACGACUGGGUCGUAGACCGGUGCGGCAAGGAGAUUGAAUACGUUAUCGACUUCUACGCAGGGCGAAAUGGUGGCACAGCUGUUGGUGCUAACGGGAAGCUGUCUUUUUACCUCGACGUAAGACCGAAGUUGAAUACUUGGGAGGGGGUAAAAAUGAGGGCUAUGCGAGCCACUGGCUUGAUAUAAAUUAGAUCAACAGAGAUCGCCUAGAGGUGGGUGCCAACCACUUAUAUAAAUAUCAGUGUAUUAUAAGGGCAUACAAAUUCAUGUCCAGUACAUAUCGUAGCACGGCGCAUGGUUGGGUAUAGAGGG